AUGUCCACCCACAAGAAGAACGACCUCCCCUACAUCCACCGCUACAUCACCACCCACAGUUCCGACGGCGAAGCAGUGUUUGUCUCCCAUGCUCAAAUUCCCGAUUACAUGCCAUCACAACCCGCCGGCGAAGAUGGCGAGAUCGCACUUCUCUACGCCACGACAAGUGUCCCUGCCAACAUCGACGACGAAGCUGACAUAGCGAUGUACGACGAGUUUCUCCACCAACCUCCAGGGCUUACAACACAGUCAGGAACAGCCUUCAGGAUGAUCGAUCUACGCCCCGGUAAAAUUACUCCCAUGCAUCGUACUGUCAGUAUUGACUACGGGGUUGUCGUGGAGGGGGAGGCGGAUUUGAUACUGGACUCUGGGGCAAGUCGGCAUCUCCGCCGAGGCGAUGUCAGUAUACAGAGAGGCACGGCACAUUCAUAUCGAAAUCGAAGCUCAUCCGAAUGGUGUCGCUUGCUAUUUGUGUUCUUGCCAAUGCAAAAGAUUACAAUCAAAGGCAAGGAGUUGGGCGAAGACGUAUAUGAUGAGCAAUAUGAGAAACCGGGAGAAGAUUGA
Messenger RNA from Penicillium daleae, 564 nucleotides. Its product is annotated as cupin domain-containing protein. Lineage: Eukaryota; Fungi; Ascomycota; Eurotiomycetes; Eurotiales; Aspergillaceae. The coding region runs from base 1 to 564 and encodes 187 amino acids. The transcript has a single exon. The record is from RefSeq and is a predicted model, not a curated record.